This is a messenger RNA of Coniophora puteana RWD-64-598 SS2, 1895 nucleotides long. Its product is annotated as Saccharopine dehydrogenase. Gene Ontology annotation, molecular function: saccharopine dehydrogenase activity. Gene Ontology annotation, cellular component: cytoplasm. Lineage: Eukaryota; Fungi; Basidiomycota; Agaricomycetes; Boletales; Coniophoraceae. The record is from RefSeq and is a predicted model, not a curated record. The coding region runs from base 19 to 1689 and encodes 556 amino acids. The transcript is spliced from 6 exons.
GCUGUAUCUCUUGCAAGCAUGCACCAUUCGAAUAGAGCUAGAGGCUCAUUAUGCUCUUAUCGUUCCCGUUCGCUGUCCACACUCAACAGCAGUUUGACCAGCCAAAACGAAUCUACUUUGCCGAGCUCGGAUACAGCUAUCUCAGGAAGUUCACCACCUCCGGCCACCCUUCCCUCGCAUGGCAUAUCCAAGAAGCGCGUACUAGUCUUAGGCAGUGGCAUGAUGGCUGAGACAACCAUUGACGAAUUAUGUUUGGAUACCAGCGUCGAAGUACUCCUCGCUACACGAAACAUUACACAAGGCAACAAAUUCGUAGCUCGCCACAAUCACGCGCAUGUCAAACAGGUUGAUUGCACGAAUGCUCAGACCGUUUCGGAGUUGAUUGCUCAGGCAGACGUAGUUGUCAGUUUGCUGCCGUCAAACCUCGUCCCUCGCAUCGCCGAGCAAUGCAUUGCCUCGCGCAUAUCCCUUGUCACGCCAUCAUAUAUAUCACAAGGGCUACGGUCACAAGAUUUGCAAGCUGUUGAACGUGAUACUUUGAUUUUGGCCGAGGUAGGCUUUAACCCCGGCUACGACCAUUGCGCUGCAUUGGCUCGGUUCGACCGACUCAAACAAGAAGGCAAACGCAUCCACAUGUACAUGUCAUUCUGUGGAUCCCUCCCGGCACCGGAGUGCGCAAACGUGCCCUUCGGUUACAAAAUCUCCCAUAGUCCUCGCGAAAUGCUUCUUGAUACGAUGGCGUUCUCAAGAUUUAAGCUCGAUAGCAAGCAACGCCAAGUUUGGGAAUACGAAUUAACGAAGCGGUAUUUCCCUAAGGUGGAUAUCAUGGAGGGAGUAUCUCUUGAAGCAUUCCCUAAUCACGAUGCUGUCACGUAUCUCAAGAAGUUCAAGUGGCCUGUCAUUCGAGAUAUGUCUACUAUGAUGCGCGGUACUCUUAGAUAUCCUGGUUUCUCCGACCUCAUGCAAUCCUUCAAGGCUAUCGGUCUGCUCAACACAGAUACUACCAUCAACCCCAGCUCCUGGCAGGACCUCACGCGACAUGCCCUCCAAGCCCUCCUCGGCGCUAAGCUCAAUAAUGAACCCGUGUCUCUUAGAUCCGCUUUCGGCGAUGUUGUCGCCGACGAUGCCAUCGACCCGCUUAUGCGCGCUCUCGCGUGGCUCGAAGCUGUUCCUUCCUCGGUCGGCGAACGUGGUGGUCCAUCCCUUCCGGCGCCUCCCUCGGGGCCGGCUUCGCCACUCGACCAUUUGGCACAGUUACUGAGCACGAAGCUCGCGUACGGUCCUAAUGACAGAGAUAUGCUUGUGCUACACCAGGAAAUUGGCGCGUCCCCGCAGAACAUGAUCGCGCCGAGGAUCAAGCCCAAGAACAAGCGCGAGGUGUCGCUCUUCAUUGGACCUGAGUCUGUUGUUUAUAGGCGUCAGAUGGUCAUGUACGGCACUCCCGGUGGGCCAAGCGCCCUAGCGAAAUACACGGGUGUCUCGCUUGCCACGGCGGCGAAGCAAGUUGUACAUGGAAAAACCACCGGCUUGACGGGUGUGGUAUUCCCUGCCGAUGAGAGUGUUUGGAGACCGAUUGUAGAGAGAAUGGAGGAGAUAGGUGCGACUUGGACAGAGACGGAAAUUAAAGGGAAGAGUCCAAUCGAGACCCGACUGUUCAAAGAGCUCGCAAGCAAGUCUAUAUUGCCAUAAUGUGUUCAUCAGCCGACGUGGGCAUUGAGCAUCUUAGUCUCCCAUAGGCAAACCUUUAUAUUUUUCGGAAGAUAAUGUUCCUUAAUAUGAUGGUUUGCUUUCAAAGGCCUGCAUUUCGGCAGGAGGCAAACAGAAGGAUGGAUUGUUGGAAUUAGUGUUUGACCUUGUUCGCAUCAUAAUGUGAUAGUUUUAUAUUACUGUUUCUG